This is a messenger RNA of Synchiropus splendidus (mandarinfish), 4814 nucleotides long. RefSeq names its product ubiquitin-protein ligase E3A-like. NCBI's taxonomy places the organism in Eukaryota, Metazoa, Chordata, Actinopteri, Syngnathiformes, Callionymidae. Gene Ontology annotation, molecular function: ubiquitin protein ligase activity. The transcript has 11 exons. The record is from RefSeq and is a predicted model, not a curated record. The coding region runs from base 189 to 2870 and encodes 893 amino acids. Gene Ontology annotation, biological process: ubiquitin-dependent protein catabolic process; protein polyubiquitination.
CAGUUGAAGUCAAGAUGGCUGCGAUCUCAGGGCAAAGGAGCGAAGCUGCAGCAGAAAGACCGUGAAUCGAAAUCUAAUUCACUUGCAUCCCUUGUUGAAAGUAGGCGAAUUUUGUCAUCGAGCCCGUGGAGUUCUGGAUUCUGUCAACACAGCUAAACAUUCCAAAACAACCGAGAUUAAACUCUCGUAUGAAUUCCGAAGAGCAAGAGGACCGUGAGUGUUCGCCACCACAGGCCGAGAGUCGCCCGGCAGGAGGAGCCCAGAGAGAAUACGAGGAGCUUGAAAUAGAAAACCCAGAAGCAAGCCGGAUGAAGCGAGCAGCUGCCAAACAUUUAAUAGAGCGCUACUACCACCAGUUAACGGAGGGUUGCGGGAACGACUCUUGCUCCAACUCAUGGUGUGCCUCGUCAGUUGUCUUCAGCCGGAUGGACAACAAUGCUGCAGCUGUCAAAGCUCUGGAGCUGUACAAGGUCAAUGCCAAGUUGUGUGACCCUCAUCCUUCCAAGAAAGGCACCGCAUCAGCCUACAUGGAGAGCAGUGCCCUCAGCAACAGCAAGAUUAAUCAUAAGGACGUAAACUCUCUAAGGGACAAUUUUAAAGAUGUUGUUUACCUGACCGAGGAAAAAGUUUAUGAGAUUUUGGAGAGCUGUGGCGAGAAGGAGGAUUACUCCCCUCUGAUUAGAGUAAUAGGCCGAGUCUUCUCCAGUGCAGAGGGUUUGGUCCAGAGCUUCCGGAGAACCAAAUCUCACACAAAGGAGGAGCUGAAGUCAUUACAGGGGAAGGAUGAAGACAAAGAUGAGGAUGAGGAGGAGGCAGCUGCCAGCUCUGCUACGGCAAUGGAAGAGGACUCUCCCGCCUCCUCCUCAUCGUCAUCCUCAUCCUCACGUGGUGGUGAGGGAGCCUCAGGGGACGACUUUAAGCUUGGCCCAGAUGAGGUAUCUGUGGACAUAGAAGCUGUGCGGCGGGUCUAUGAACGUCUGUUGCCCAAUGAGAAGGUAGAAGCUGCCUUUCUGAACGCACUGGUCUACCUCUCACCUAACGUGGAGUGUGACCUGACAUACCAUAAUGUGUAUUCUCGGGAUCCAAAUUAUUUGAAUCUCUUUGUAAUAGUGAUGGAAAAUAACAAUCUUCACAGUCCAGAAUAUCUAGAAAUUGCCCUUCCUCAGUUCUGCAAGGCCAUGAGCAAACUGCCACUGGCAGCUCAGGCCAAGCUCGCACGACUUUGGUCGCACUAUAGUUGCGAACAGAUUAGACGCAUGGUGGAGACUUUCCAGCAACUCAUCACAUAUAAGGUGAUCAGUAAUGAAUUCAGUAGUCGAAACCUUGUCAACGAUGAUGAUGCAGUGGUGGCAGCCACCAAGUGUCUGAAGAUAGUCUUCUAUGCAAAUGUAUUGGGUGGUGACCUGGACGUGGAACACAAUGAAGAAGACGACGAAGAGCCUAUUCCGGAGUCAAGUGAACUCACUCUGCAGGAGCUGCUGGGAGAAGAGAGGAGAAACAAGAAGGGUCCACGGGUAGACCCACUGGAAACGGAAUUGGGGAUCCGCACCAAUGACUGCCGGUGGCCACUUGUUCCCUUUGAGGAAUACGUCAACGAACCUCUGAAUGAGGUGCUGGAAAUGGACAAGGACUACACUUUCUUCAAAGUGGAAACGGAAAACAAGUUCUCUUUUAUGACUUGUCCUUUUAUCCUUAACGCCGUCACCAAGAACCUUGGGCUGUACUAUGACAACCGCAUCCGCAUGUACAGUGAGCGGCGUAUCACGGUGCUUUACAGCCUUGUGCAGGGACAGCAGCUCAAUCCCUAUUUAAGGCUUAAGGUGCGACGAGACCACAUAAUUGAUGAUGCGUUGGUCAGGCUGGAAAUGAUUGCAAUGGAGAAUCCUGCAGAUUUAAAAAAGCAGCUGUACGUGGAGUUUGAAGGAGAACAAGGUGUGGAUGAAGGUGGUGUUUCCAAGGAGUUUUUUCAACUUGUGGUUGAAGAAAUCUUCAAUCCUGACAUUGGCAUGUUCACGUAUGAUGAGCGCACCAAAUUGUUUUGGUUCAACCCCUCAUCAUUUGAGAAUGAAGGCCAGUACACACUGAUCGGAAUCGUUUUGGGUCUAGCAAUCUAUAACAACUGUAUCCUGGAUGUCCACUUUCCCAUGGUGGUCUACAGGAAGCUGAUGGGCAAGAAAGGAACUUUUCGAGACCUAACUGAUGCCAACCCUAUGCUGCAUCAGAGUCUGCGUGAGCUUCUUGCGUAUGAGGGCAGUGUGGAGGACGACAUGAUGAUCACCUUUCAAAUUUCACAGACAGACUUGUUUGGAAAUCCACUGAUGUAUGACUUACGAGAAAAUGGUGAUAAGAUUCCUGUGACAAAUGAAAACAGAAAGGAGUUUGUGGCCCAAUAUGCCGAUUACAUGCUCAACAAAAGUGUGGAGAAGCAGUUCCGAGCAUUUAGGAGAGGAUUCCACAUGGUCACCAAUGAGUCCCCCCUCAAGUACCUGUUCAGGCCCGAGGAGAUUGAGCUCUUGAUUUGUGGAAGCAGGAACCUCGACUUCCUUGCACUAGAGGAGUCUACAGAAUAUGAUGGUGGUUACAACAGAGAUUCGAGAAUAGUAAAGGAGUUUUGGGAGAUCUUGCACUCUUUUGGUGAAGACCAGAAGCGCCUCUUCCUACAGUUCACAACAGGCACAGACAGAGCUCCUGUCGGUGGAUUGGGCAAGCUCAAGAUGAUUAUCGCCAAGAACGGUCCCGACACUGACAGGUUGCCAACAUCUCACACUUGCUUUAAUGUACUGCUGCUACCUGAAUACAACAGCAAGGAGAAGCUGAGAGAGAGACUGCUGAAAGCCAUCACCUACGCCAAAGGCUUUGGCAUGCUCUGAGUCUCCCUCCUGCUCCUCCACACUGUGAACAGACUUGGCUCUUCAAAACCCAAGGUUCCUUAUUAGACAAAGGGGGACAAAAGACAGACUACAGUUUGAAUGCAAAAACAGGAAUCAGUGACAAGGGAUAGGAUGAGGCCUCUGUUGAGAGUUCUGCUCGUCUUACUGUGCCUGCGUUAGCCUGCAUCCGUCAGUGUGAGCACCGACACCUCAUGAUCAGUACGACACCUUGAUGUGGACACGCUGCCGCCUACUCUGUUUGACUUUGUACUGAGAGCAUAAUUUUUGUUAUUUAUGUGAAGGUUACUGGGUUGUUUUCAGGCCUAGCGACACCCUGGCUUCCCUUCAGGGGCCUAACCAAACUUAAAUGCCAUUUUUACCAUAUAAGUAGCUCCAAAUGGUUCAAAGUUUUGGAGUAGUUCUGGCAAAUACGCAGCCUGACUGGAGACGGAACGACACACAAACAUGCUCACUUUGCGUUUUUCAGUCCAGGAUGGCACUUUUUUUGACGCUCCAGCCAUCUCUGUUUGGUUGUAAGGGCUGGAGGGUGACUGAGGGCCCAGUUGGUCUCCAGUCAUGUCAGAGCUAUGUAAGUGCACUUAGACAUUUUCAGAAUGUUUUGCUUUUUGUUUUUCUGGCCGCAGGUCACCAUGAUUGUUCAACAUAUUUUAUUGACAUGUCUUCCUGUGUUGCAAUUCAAAAUAAAACGGUGUUCGUACUGGAGCACUUUGAAGUCGGGUACCUGUUAUCCAUGAUGCUCGCCGCAGUGUCUGGGGCUGCGUUCACAUUACGGCACUCCAUGUCCAUCAUCGCCUUUUUUUUAAACAUAUGUUUUACCUGUUUUUUUUGUUUUUUUGUUUUUUUUUAAGAAGAGACUGUUUAAUUGUAAUAAAGGCGUUCGACAGUCCCUCGUCAGACACGCUCUGCUCAGGCUGGUGUCUUUUUUGAAACACAUGCCUCACUUUUUCCAUUUUAUUUUAUUUUUUUUUUAAUUUCCAUUUUUUUGUAAUGUGAACGUAGCCUCUGUGCCCCUCUUGUGCCAACCAGGCCAUUGGUUUAUCCCACUUGACACUCUGUGUUUGUAAAGUCUGGACUGGUGUCGCAGAGACUUCCGGAGUUGUCCACAUGCUGAGUGGUCAAUUUGUCAUUUCCACGCUUGCAUAGUUGUUUGUCUCCUCUUGUUGGAGUAGAGCUCACUGGUAACGCUGGAAUCUGGCUCUUGGUGUAACGGCAUAGUAACAGCCCAAUAUAUGUGACUCCAGACUGUAGAUCACUGGUAUAUGACUUUUUUGGGAGGUGUGGGGGGGGUGUAGAUGUUGGAAACUGUUGGAAACUGUUCUCACAAUCUCUGAGUCCAUUGCUUUUAAAGGAUCUUUAAGUCCGCUUUCGCUCAACGGGACAGAAAAAUGGCCAGUUCCUGCAAUAAAGCCCACCUUAUAUCAAGAAAUAUUUGCAGUGCAACUCCAUUGCUGACCACAACAUGUGAGAAUGCUUUUAAGUAUUCAAGAUUUACAAGUCUGAAAAUGCCAAAUUGAGCGACGGUGUGAUUCCAGAUGAAUGUCGAUUCCAAUUUUUCAUUCAGUGAAUCACCCUUGGAUCAGAGCCUGUCCAGACAUGAACCAACCUAAGAAGCUGUCCCAUUCUGCUGGUCAAAGACCGGCUCUAUUGACCACAGAGCCCCUCUGAGUCUGUCUCCCAUAUGAUGCCACUGAAGCAGCCUGAGCCUCCUGUCCCUCGAUUUACUUCAUCAUUUCAAGUCUGCUUCUUUUGUUUCCCUCUGCUGCCAAUGCUGCUCACCUGGUCAUGUGACGGGGCUCAGGAGAGUCGGGUGAAGGCUCAAAGGGAAGAUUGUUUUGAUUCCAUAGUUUGAAAAUGACACAAAGUGAUACGGUAUGAGUAUUCAGUGUUGUGAGAACAUGCUUAAUAAAGACAGCUUUUCUCCAA